UUCAUUGGUAUUGCUAACGCUAUUUGUCAAUGUGAUUUUUUGACUGAAUUGUGAUUUGUGAAGUUUGAACAAUUGUAAAUUAGGCAUGAAUCAGAAAAAUAAAUUAAGGAACGAGUUAUUAAUGCUUCGAGUUUUCUUUUAAGACAAAGAUAAAGAAAUAAAUAAAAAGCGCAGAGAUAUAUGUUAUAAAUAAAUUAAUUUCGAUAAAUAGAUAUGUACCAGUUAUGGCAGACGAAAAUAAAAAAGUGCAUCUAAGUAUACCUUUCCCUACUUCUGGUGAAGCAGAAUUAGCAUAUGAAGUAUUGAAUGUAGAUAAGGAAUUAAAAGGUGUUGAACGAGCUAUUUCUACAGAUAAAACCAAUCUCAUUGUUUGUUUUGAAAGCAGCGACUUUAAAAAAUUACGGGUAACAGUGAACGGUUUUCUCCAAAAUUUAAUAUUAGUGACAAAAACAAUGUGUAUGUUUAAUAGUAAUUAAUUAACACACAAGAUGCCAGAACAUACACCAGCACCAACACCUGCAAGAUCACUAUAUGGUUUUUUUAUGUAUUUGUUUAGUAAGACAUUAUUAACAGUUUAUUGUUUAUGGGCGAUAAUUCCUGAUCAAUACCUGUAUUAUUUAAAUAUUUACUACUUCCCGCAAAAGUAUUGGUCAACAGCAGUUCCAAUACAAUGCCUUGUAGCAUUGACAUUGUUUGCUUUCAUAAUUUAUCCUAGUGCUAAUUUAAUGUUAACUUGCCCAAUUGAUAGUAAAAGCACUAUUUGUGAUAAGUUUAGUAAUACACAUUGGGUCAAUAAUAAAAACCGUGAGUGCAAACCAUCCUUUUGUAUAUGUACUGAUGAAAAAAAAUGUAAGAAAAAUCAUUACUCUGCUUCCCCUCAAGAGUUUGAGGAAAAUACUGUACGUCAAUUGCAUGAUAUAGAUAUGAGAUAUGUCUGUAAGAAAUUGUAUCUAUUUGAAAUAAAAUAAAAAUUUGUAAUAA
Molecule: messenger RNA, 981 nt
Organism: Zerene cesonia (dogface butterfly)
Lineage: Eukaryota; Metazoa; Arthropoda; Insecta; Lepidoptera; Pieridae
Gene: PIG-P
Product: phosphatidylinositol N-acetylglucosaminyltransferase subunit P
Exons: 4
Coding region: 489-968 (159 amino acids)
Source: RefSeq, a predicted model, not a curated record